AUGGACUGCGGGGGUCCAUUGGCUUCAGAGAUCCAGCGCCUCCUCCAAGAUGAGCCAAUGUUUGAUUUUCUGUGCGAACGCACGUUCAGCAACCACUCGGAUCAGGGCGUCGUGACGCUGCGCAAGGUCGCCCCCAUGGUUCAGGGCAUACUCGAGUCUGCGGGCCGGUCGGUUUCAUCAACCGAGCUCUACAGCGUCUGGACGGAGCACUGUGAUCCUGAUAUGCAUCAGAUGGCUUUGUCUCACUUCAAGAACUUUUUGCGUGCACUCCUCCAGAACUAUGUGCAGGAUGGUGGUAAGCGCCGCGGUGAGUCCGAGCCAAGACCUGUUGUAACCCAGGCCAGCGCCAGUGGCACUUGGUCCAGAGGAGCAUUAGCAAAAGAAGAGCCAGCAGAGCAAGCUGAGCCAGCACAAAGGCCGACGGAUCCAUCCGGUCCGGUACCACGAACGGAGGAGUUGAAGUCUCAGGCAGCGCCUGAGGCGCAUCCUCAGCGAGGACAGGUGGUUCAGGGAAGCAGUCCGUCGUCUCAUACAACAGGCCCCAGCCGCGCUCUUGGCCGACCCCUCUCCGCUGAAGUGAGGGCAGGGGUACGAGCCGAGGCGCGGGCCGAACGCGAGGCGGCCAAAGCCAAGGCCACACCGGCAAGUUUGGGAACCUCCUCCCGGGGACGGGCACAGUCCCAGCCUAAGCCCAAGCGAGCUGCGGCUCCUGCGGCUCCUGCGGCUCCGGCCGCCGCGGCUUCGGCCUCCACUUUAACUCCGUCGCUUCAAGGCCGAGGUCGACUGUCGCUGCCGGAGCAACCGCGAGAUUCCCUAACAAAGGCCUAUGAGGAGUUGCCACAGGCAGCUGCGGAUUUACUGCCUGAUGAAGGUGGAGGGGGCCAGGGUCUUCAAGUGAAGACAGGGUCGGGCAUUUUCACGUCCAUGAAGGAGGCACUGAAAGAAAUGGAGAGGUUAAAGGAUGGGCUUUCCGAGACUUUGUACGCGGAUCCUAACUUCGGACCUGGAGUGCACGAUGCCGCCGCCUUGCCAAGCUCGGCUCCAUCUUUCAGGGACGUGGUGUGGUCGAGGCCCAAUGAGGUUUGGGAAUCCCAUUCCUUUUGUGGCGAGCUGGCCGAGGUGAAGCUGGGUAGCUUUGGCGACGCAUGGUUUCUGGGGGCACUUUGCUCCUUGUCCUUGCGAGAGCACGCGCUGUUUGGAGACCCGUCUGGGCACCAGGAGCCUUUGGGCGUCUACCCCCGGCUUUUCUGGGACCCCGAGUUUCGAAGGCGUGGCAUCUACUGCUUCCGCUUCUCGAAGCAUGGCUCCUGGUUUUACGUCCUCGUCGACGACCGGCUUCCGUUUCGACAGAAGGAGCCACUCUUCAGCCGAACCCAUGGCUUGGAUAAGGUGCCACAGAUCUGGGCCGCAUUGAUAGAGAAGGCUUAUGCAAAGCUUCAUGGCUCCUAUUUUGCGCUGUCACUGGGUUUUGUGGACGAUGCUUUAGAGGAUUUGACCUCUUGGCCAACGGAAAAAAUCCAAACCUCAAAGUUCGCAGCCAAGUUGGAUGCCGAUGGAGCCGUGGAUGAACAGGUCCUGCCGGCGGACAAGGAUCCCGGUGAACUUUGGCAGUUGCUUCUGCAGGAAAUGACCACUGGGACCUCGUUGCUUUGCUUGCGGGCGGAUUCGGGAAGCAACCUGUCGGAGAUGGUCCAAGUUGACCCACGUUUACUACACCUUGAGAAGAAGGAAGCAGGCCCUUUCUGCACUGGGGUGCACCGGAACUGGCCAUACCCUUUGCUAAGACUGCGCGAGGUGGAGUCAGAGUCUGAAAGCUUGCACCUGGCCCGCUUGAGAUCUUUCACUUCUGGUCGUUGGUGUGGAGCAUGGAGUGACCAGGACUCGGCAUGGAGUCAAGCUGGAGAAAUCGCCGAGCAACUGCAAAUCGAAGACUUCGCAGAGUUUCUGCCAGCUUGUGGUCUCCGAGCUGGCGGCGCGUCUCGCCCGCAGAUGCCUUUGCAGCACUUCAACCGUGAUCCGGCCGAGUUCCAUGAUGGAACUUUCAUCAUGGGAUUCCAAGACUGGCUGCAAGUCUUCAGCCACGUGCUCCUGCAACAGUCGUUUCUUAAUGAGGAUGACUGGCAGACACGGCGGUUGCAGGGGCAAUGGAAGCACGACACCUGUGGUGGUACGCCAAUUCCAGUGAUACAGCCCGUCCUUGCAACACCGGAAAGUUGGGGUCGGAACCCGCAGUGUCGAAUCACCCUUCAGGAUAGAGAUGCCGAGUUGUGCGUCACCCUUCAUCAGCAAGACGCACGUCUGCUGUCCGACUCACGUUAUUCUUCCUUUCCAUUCGAGGAGAAGUUGCGACAGAUUUUCGUGUGUGUCAUGUGGCUCAACGAUCCCGACGAGCGAUUAACAGUCUUCGACAAGAAGCGGAUUGUGCGCCACAACGCGGUCAGCGCUGCAAGCCUCCUGAGCCGGAGAAGAUCAGUUUCUCUGAAGACUCGCCUCACUGGUCCGGGAAGCUAUGUCAUAGUCCCUUCGAUAUGGGAACCUGACCUGGGAGAAACGGAUCGGCCAACUGCACGCGACCACCCGAAGGGCUAUGUUGGUUUCGUUUACGAAGAUGUCUUCAAAGAGCUCUACACUGGAACAUCAACUGCCUCAGCAGAUCCAGCAGAGGAUAAGGAGGAAGAGGCAGACGCCGGUGCAAAGACAUCCGCCAGUGCCAUAGAUUCCGAGAUCAAUCUCAACAAGGAAGCUGAACACAUCAAGGCCAUUGGGGACAAAGUCCUGGCUGAUGGCGAUCACGUGGAUCGCGUGCAGGAACUGCUUCGCACGAUUAGGCAGGCAGCGCGGGAAGGCGACCAGGACGAAGCAGCAGAGCUGCUGCAGCGCUGGGGCCUGGUAAUGUGCGAGCAGUUGCCUGUCCCGGAAAGCAAGUUGAAGCACAGAGUCGACCCUGAUGAGAUGGUGAGGGAAGGUCUCAUCGUACCGCGUCGCAUGAUGGAAGACAUGGAGCGCUUCUAUGAGAUCAAGAAAGGGCAGAUCCCUCAGCACGACAACCUCUUGGCGAUCUCCAAGCCCGAGGAGCCCAAUCAUUUCAAGAUGACGAGGUCCCUCCAGCUGCGCGCAGAGACCAAGCAGGUUAAAGCCACCCUCACAGAAGAGCAGAAGAAUCUGAUCACAGCUGACUUGCAGGAGAGGUUACGGAAGAGACCUCGCCAGCCAGCUGGACUCAAUGCCGACCAGAAGGCCAAGAAUCGGGAGAUUGUCAAGAGGAUGCAGAUGAAGGUCAACUUCCUGAAGAAUCCUCGAUUUCUGGCAGAUCGGCAAGGGAAGGACAGGGGCGAGCCCUGCCCCUUUUGGUUCACGCCAGAAUCGAUCUUGUUUCGAAAUUAUGAGAUCGGCGGCCUUUAUCAGAUCCAGGUGGACUUCCGCAACUCCACUGGGAUCAGUCGACGCUUGCGAGUUCUCCCCUGCAACAACACUGCGUUUUCCGUUAAGGAGCUCCGGUACGACAAGGAGCUGAAUGCCGAGAGGCCCGAGCUGGUCGGGCUCGAUCCUUUAGCGGCAGUGGUUGCGCCGGGGAUGGCUGCCCACCUCACGGUGUCUUUCGCGCCGAACACCCUCAAUGACGAGACAGAGUUUCUAAUGGUCUGUACAGAGAUCGGGGACUACCAGCUGCCUCUACUGGCCAGGAGAGAUCAGCCAAAGCUGAAGAUCGACGAGCCUGUCAAUUGCGGAUGCAUGCUGGCAGGAAACAAUAUCACGGAGCCGGUCAGAAUACGAAACUCUGGAGGCGAGGGUGCCUUUCGCCUGAUAGUCAGUGAGGAGGAGCCGCCAGAGGACUACUGUUAUGAAUCCUACCCUGGGACCGACUUGACGCUUGUUGUCGGCUCAUUUCGUAUCUCCCCGGCCUCCUUCUACUUGGACGCUAACUCCUUCACGGACUUGCGCGUGCGUUUUGAAGCUGACAAAGUCGGACAUCACAGGUGUCCCUUGUUCGUUGAAGGGGACAACGGUGUAAAGACGCCACUCAGCUUAGUCGCUGUGUGUGAUGCUGUCCGCCUGGAGCUUUGCAGAUGGCCCACCCUCCACGAAGAGUUGCCUCCCGCGGCAAUCGAAGAGGGCAGCUGCGCUUGGCAACUCGUCCCGUGGCAACUGAACUGGAUGCGGCCUGGUACGCAGGUUGGGCACAAGACCAAGCAGUGUAUCCAGAUUUCAAACGGUGGUUUCAUGCCGAUGAGAGUCGACUGGGCUCUAGCCCAGCCACCACGUCAGAUCUUGGCUCGGCUAGCCGUGGGUUCCAUCAACCGCUUGACCGACAAGUUGAUUAAUGAAAUCCACGACUGGAGGGUGCAUCUGCCCGGCAGCCACUUGACAGCUGCCUGUCCAUUCAGGGUGGAGCCGGCAUCAGUAACCAUUGAACCGUUUACCACAAGUACCUUCACUUUUACUUUCGAGGCAUUCGGACCUGUGGGGUCACAGUCCGCAGUUUUCGCAUAUCUGGUAGCACGCGAUUUGCCUGACAGCAUGGCCUGUUUGCUGCACUACAACCAGCUGGUGGAGCUGCAGGAUGAGAUGCGGCCAGAGAAUGACGCGUACUCCAAGCAUCUACCCCUUUUCGGAGGCAUUGUCAGUCAACCCUUCGACAAGAAGCUGAAGAGCACCGGCUCCACCGACCCACUGGACGUUAAGGUAGCAGAUCCAAAGGAUUGCGCCGUCAGCCGAGUCAUUACAGCCGUUUGCCUGCAGGGCCAGACUGUGGGGCCAACAAUUUCGGCAAUGCCUCGUGCGAUCGUUCUGUCAGGGGACGUGCUUCCUUUUGUUCCCAGCGUGCGCGAGAUCAAGGUCUACAACUCUGGCUCGAACUCAUCGUACUUCAGAGUUCGCUUGACAUCGACUCUCCAUGCAGCUGAUGCCAAUAAAAUUGAUCCGCUUUGGAUUGUCUCCGUGCCCGAAGUUGGCAUGAAGCCUGAGGAGCCUCAGCCGAUUCCGCAUGCAAACCCUGUCCUUGAAGAGAUGAGGCUGCAAGCAGCCCGGCUGGCCCAGUCGUGGCCGCCACUGCCACCAGAGCCAGGAAUCCCGGGAGCAUCACAGCUGCCUGGCUACGGAGCCUUGGCAUCAUGCGCAGUUGAACCACACGAGGGCCGUAUUCCACCCGGCGGUGCUGUGACGAUUCGGGUGACCCUUCGAGUUGUGCAUGAGUGCGACUUGGAUGGACAGCUCGUCAUUGACCUGCCACUGGAUGCGAAGAGCAGUGAGCCGGCAGCACCAGCUCUCAAGGUUGGCGUCUCAGCCGCUGUUCGAGCCCCGCGAGCCGAAAUGAGGAGCACAUCCAUGUUGGACUUCGGCGUUGUUCGAGCCCAUUCGAGGCACACACUGAAAGUGGUGCUGAGCAAUCCUACGCAACUUCCGAUGAUGCUGCAACUCCGACAGUUCAAGGACACCAAGCGCAAUCACGAGUUUCCCGUGGAGUCGCACCGGGAAGUUGUGAAUCUCUUCGUGGACGCUGUGAACCGGAGAAGUGCGGAAGGCUAUGCGGCCAUUGAGUCCGAGCAGUACCGCGAGGCGGCCGUGCAGCCUUGGGUCCAUUCGCGCAGUGGCUGCCUCGACCAAAGCGGCCGCCGCAAGUUCGGGGCAAAGUCGAGGAGCUCCGACGAUGGUGAUGAUCUAGAUGCUGUCAGAUUCGUACCAGACUCAGAGGACUUCGUCUUCCAUCCGGGGUAUUUGGCACUUUGGCCAGGCAAAAGCGGCGAGGUCGAAGUUACGCUUCGGACAGGAAGCGUCGGAAAAUACACGGCUUUGUUGGAGGCUGUUGGCUUCAAUUCUUUGCAUGCCCAGUGUCUUGACGUAUUUGCAUCUGUACAGCUGCCGCUGGUGCGUAUCAACACGCAUCAUGCUCAUUUCCCUGUGACUUACCUCAGGACAGCAUCCGAACCCAUGGAGGUGGAGCUUCGCAACGAGUCGGAAAUGCCGGCCAACUUCUCAUGGAAGGUCCCUGUAAAGAUGGAUGGCUGCUUGGAGGCUCAAAUCCAUCCGUCGCAGGGCUCCAUACCACCUAGAGAGAGCCGGAGAUGCACGAUCAUUGCAGUGCCUACGAAGAUCCCAGAUGAUGGUCACGCCGUUCUGCCAUGCCAUCUCUUCAUCGAAGAAAUCCUUCAGCCUUUAGAGCUGCGUGUGACUGCCGUUGUCUAUGGCUGCGAAGUGGACUAUGCCGUCGUUUCAGCUGGAGAGUUGCCUCCUGAAAUAGAGCUCAAACCACGACAGCCUGGCGAUUCACCAUGCGAUCCACGUGGCACGUAUAUGAUCACCAGCGGGAAAGCUUCGAGACGAAUGCCAGCGGUGGACUUUGGUGAGCUGCCACUCCAAAGGGCCAAAGUCAUGCAGGUGGUGCUGUACAACAGGACGGGCAUCGCGACACCUUACAGUGUGAAAGUCGACAAGAAUCCGGCCUUCGAUCCCUUGGUGAAGGGCCGGAAGAUAGGCGACUACCUCGACGCAGCAACUCGAAUGUACGCGCUGAUCAACCAAUCAGGUGGAGCGGAGCCUGAAAACCUAGGGGAGACUGUGAAGCAGAGCUUUGAGAACACUCCGCAGCCUGCUGGUGCCGGCCGCGAUGACAGCGACCCGAGGAUCAAAACGAAGAAGUUCAAGAGUACGUUGAACAAGACAAAGAAGACGAGCACCAAGAAGAAGAGGUGGAUUCUGGACGACAAGCACGAGCGCCAGGCCUUCCGCAGCAGCUUCGGGGCGGAUUUCGCGAAGCAGAAGGAGAUGAAAGAGCAGGGCCGAAUGGCGCUCCGUGCCGGCCGUGGCUUCGCGGUGAAGGCAGCACCAGCCAGCGACUGGCUGCAGCCUUUCAGCACGGCGGUGAUCACUGUGACGUCCUUCAGUGAUCUGCCCGGCCUCAUGGAAGACGAGCUGAUUCUCACGCUUCGAGAGCUUCCGGGGCACUCGGAGGGAGAGAACUUCCGCAUACCACUACGCUUGAAGUCGUACGGGAAUCCCCUGUAUCUUCCGGAUCAGCAAGUGGGCCUGAACACCUUGGCAUCUCCUCCCAGGCUGCUGUGCGGUGUGACAGUCCCGGCAGAGAAGCAGCUGAUGAGACGGUUCAAAGUGGGCAACAGCUCCGCGGCGAGGGUGGUGGUCAACUGGAAGAUCUUCCCCAAACUGAAGCUGGAGAAUAUGGCAGAAGAUCGAGCGAUGAUUCACGUGGGGCUAUGUGGCAGAAACUCGGGCAUAAAAGACCCCUUCGUCGAGGAACUUGGAGACAAGGACGUACCAACUCUGAAAAUAGAGAAUGACGGUGUGGAGGAGGAAGAGGAGGAGCUGGAUCCAGAAGAGCCGUUCAACUUCAAAAUUUGGUCGCAGCAACCUCCGCAAAUUCAAGAUCCGUUCUCUCUACCGGGAGAUGAACUGCCAGUGGUUAUCGAGCCGGUAGAAGCGGUGGUGCCAGAGCACGGAACUGCCAGCUUCACCGUGACCAUGACGUGCUUGAAAGCGACCCUGACAGCGGCAAGCAACUACCGGUACACUCUGAUAGGAGACUGCCGCUUCACAGCUGAUCGCGAGCAACGCUUGGCCUUCGCUGAAGCCAAUCCAGACGAGGAGUAUGACGAGCGGCCACCCCAAACAGCUUAUGUGACCCUCAGCCAGGAUGCUGAAGUGGAGAACCUGCCAGACAUCCAGCUGGACGGACGGGAGGUCGUGGAUGACGACUCGGACAUCGAAGUGGAUCCCAAGUCGCUGCUCCAGGAGCCUCUCGUGGAGGUGCCAGCGCCGCUCGAGGUGGCGACGACGAAGCGCUUCAAGCGCAAUCGUGCAGGGCCGCCACCUCCACAGCCUUUGGCCGUGGAGCUUGUUGUCAAAGAGCCAAAUCUGGAUGUGCUCGCCACGAUUGUGAUCGACUGUGUGGGGGAUUGUGUUUUGCCCAGGUUGACAGUGGACAAGAAGGGAAACCCCGCAGUGGAGGAGUUCCCGGCACAAAACAAGGAGCAAGAUGACAUCGGAGAUGAUCGGGAGCCUCCCGUUCUCAAUGCGCCGGUGUUUAAGUUCACUUGGUCCUCGGUGUCUCAGGGGUCUCAGCCAUCGACGGGCCCCUCGCAUGGAGGUGCAGUCGGCGGCACUCAGGUUACGGGCAUUUCUUCAUGCCUGGUCCGCCAAAUCAGCUUCUCCAACCACAACGCCGCAAAGAUCACCUGCAAGUUUCGGGUUGAAGGCCCAUUCAGGAUUCAGCUCAUACAACAGGGCGGCGCACAUCCAGUGCUGAAUGACAGCUCCAGCGGUAAGGCCAAGAAGGACGAGCAGCAAUCGGACAUUCGAAAGCUUUUCGUGCUGUCGAGAUGGGAGACGGUGACACUGCAUGUGAUGUUCACCCCUGAGCAGAUUCCAGUGUCUGAGUGGGAGCACUACUUGACCAAGCACGAGCAUGUCUUCAGGGGCGAUUUGAUUGUGGAGUACCCUCGGGAUACGGACGGUGAGCUCGACACGCACAAGGACGAUCUCCAGAGGAUCCACCUGGUCGGUACUGCCAGGCGGCCAGCCGUCCGAGUGCACGUUGUGCCGAACGAGUUCGAUCGCCCGAUACGGCUCGAGCGGGCCGAGAGACCGCCUUGGUCUGAGCCAGUCCCUGUGGUCGUGGAAUUUGGCUACACGCAUGUGCAGAGCUCUGCGACCAGAUUCCGAUGUAUCCUUAUCUCGAACAUCACAAACACCCUGGCCAAAUGGUCUUUGGUACAUGUUGGCCGCAAACGAAAGGCUGCACCGGUGAUCGGUGCUACUUUGCCGGAAGAGGAAGAAUUUCGUGCGUUGGACGACAAGGAUGCUUUUGAGUUUGAUGUCAGUGGUGGUGAACUUCCUGGCCCAUCCAAAGACGGCUUGGUGCCUGGUUCGGAAGAACGCUUGCCUCACUGGUGUGCCAAGAGCUCCGCACUUCCCAGAGCACCAGCAUUUCCGGACGAAGAGCGCUUCGAUCCACAGCGACUGAAAAUCUCCUUUAGACCCAAGAAGAACGAGCUCUAUAAAUGCAGGUUUCGAGUUCAGGUUGAGAGUGGACUCAGCAUUGACUUCAUCUGUAGAGGCACCGGCAGCUACGAUGAAGAGGACGACAAUUUAGAUUUUCACGUGGAAAGGGUGACAGACGGAGACGAAGUGCUGGGCAAGUCGAGGCAAGGCAACUUGCCCUGUAGGCUCGUGCGCGUCGAAGAGGCUGGGGACGCUAUGGCCAACAAGCUGCGGCCACAGGCCACCAGCCCGCUCAUCGAGCACUUAAAAGCACGAGAGCGGCUGGUUGAUCUCGCGGAACUUUCUGGACAUAUCAGCGAGAUAGCCCAGGAUCAGUAUGGCUCCAGGUUGAUACAGCAAAAGCUCGAGGUGGCGAGCGACGAGCAGAAGCAAAUUGCAUUCAAGCAGGUGCUUCAAAAGAUGUCGCAGCUGACGACCGAUGUUUUCGGAAAUUACGUGAUACAGAAAUUCUUUGAGUAUGGAAACUCUGAGCAGAGGCGUAUCCUCGCGGAGCAGCUGGUGGGACAAGUCUUGAAGCUUUCGCUCCAGAUGUAUGGGUGCCGGGUCGUGCAGAAGGCACUGGAUUCGGUUCCCAUCGAACAGCAGGUGCUUUUGAUUGGCGAGCUGAAAGGUCACGUCAUCAAAUGUAUUGAGGAUCAGCAUGGCAACCACGUCAUCCAAAAAUGCAUUGAACGCCUUCCGACCGACCGGAUCGGCUUCAUCGUCGAUUCUUUUGCAGGUCAGGCUUCUCGAAUGGCCAAACACUGUUAUGGCUGCAGAGUUAUUCAGCGGCUAAUAGAAUAUUGUGCUUCGGCCCAGAUAUCUGCACUUCUCGACGAGGUGUUGGGUUGCUGCGGCUCGGCAUACGAGAGCACCGCUCAAAUCCAGAUGCCAUGUGGAGCGGCAGCGGCACCAGCACUAGCGCUAGUACCAGCCUAG
Molecule: messenger RNA, 9930 nt
Organism: Symbiodinium necroappetens
Lineage: Eukaryota; Dinophyceae; Suessiales; Symbiodiniaceae
Source: the annotation of a GenBank genome assembly